AUGAAAGCUACAGCAACCACCAACCCUUGGGACCAAGAACUGGAACUAGACAAUGAGUUACAAGGCACUAAUAGUUCUGGAUCGUUGGGUGGUCUUGAUGUUCGAAGACGAAUUCCUAUAAAGCUCAUCUCCAAACAAGGGAACAAAGCCAAAGCUUCACCUCGAACUCCACGGACUAUAAACAGGAUGCCUGCAAAGGCUCCAGCUGGUGAUGAAGAAGGAUUUGAUUAUAAUGAAGAGGAACGGUAUGACUGUAAAGGGGGUGAACUGUUUGGAAAUCAACGAAGAUUUCCUGGACACCUUUUUUGGGACUUUCAGAUAAACAUCUUAGGUGAAAAGGAUGAUACUCCAGUUCAUUUCUGUGACAAAUGUGGAUUACCUAUUAAAAUUUAUGGGCGAAUGAUUCCAUGCAAGCAUGUUUUUUGCUAUGACUGUGCUAUUUUACAUGAAAAAAAGGGAGAUAAGAUGUGUCCAGGCUGUAGUGAUCCUGUGCAACGAAUUGAGCAGUGUACACGAGGUUCUCUCUUCAUGUGUAGCAUUGUUCAAGGGUGCAAGAGAACAUACUUGUCUCAGAGAGACUUACAGGCUCAUAUCAACCACCGCCAUAUGAGAGCUGGAAAACCUGUUACCCGGGCUUCACUUGAAAAUGUUCAUCCUCCUCCUAUUGCCCCACCACCAGCUGAAAUCCCCGAUCGUUUUAUCAUGCCGCCAGACAAGCACCAUAUGAGCCAUAUUCCGCCAAAGCAGCACAUCAUGAUGCCACCUCCUCCUUUGCAACAUGUGCCCCACGAGCACUAUAAUCAGCCACAUGAGGAUAUUCGUGCUCCUCCAGCUGAAUUGUCCAUGGCUCCACCUCCACCUCGCUCAGUCAGUCAGGAAACCUUUCGCAUUUCAACAAGAAAACACAGCAAUUUAAUAACUGUCCCUAUUCAGGAUGACUCAAAUCCAGGUGCUAGAGAACCACCACCUCCUGCCCCCGCACCUGCUCACCAUCAUCCUGAAUAUCAGGGUCAACCAGUGGUCUCGCACCCUCAUCAUAUUAUGCCUCCACAGCAACAUUAUGCACCACCCCCACCUCCUCCACCACCAAUAAGCCAUCCAAUGCCACAUCCUCCCCAGGCUGCAGGCACUCCUCACUUGGUGUACAGCCAGGCUCCACCUCCACCAAUGACCUCUGCUCCACCACCAAUUACCCCUCCCCCUGGACAUAUUAUUGCCCAGAUGCCACCUUAUAUGAAUCAUCCUCCUCCAGGACCUCCCCCACCUCAGCAUGGUGGUCCACCUGUAACUGCACCCCCUCCUCACCAUUACAACCCCAACUCUUUACCCCAGUUCACUGAAGAUCAAGGAACUCUGAGCCCUCCAUUUACACAGCCAGGGGGAAUGAGUCCUGGUAUAUGGCCUGCGCCGAGAGGGCCACCUCCUCCUCCACGAAUGCAGGGUCCGCCUUCUCAAACCCCACUACCUGGACCACAUCAUCCAGAUCAGACAAGAUACAGACCGUAUUACCAAUGA
Molecule: messenger RNA, 1515 nt
Organism: Rangifer tarandus platyrhynchus (Svalbard reindeer)
Lineage: Eukaryota; Metazoa; Chordata; Mammalia; Artiodactyla; Cervidae
Source: the annotation of a GenBank genome assembly